AUGUGCUUCAAUACAUUCAUUCAGCAUAUCAAGGCUGAAAAGUACCGUCAAUUUGGGUUUUUCUUCAAAUUACUAAAUCCCAUCCAUUGGUUCCAGUUUGCUGAUGACGCGGCUGUAAUUACUGGCCAAGAAUCCGAAAACCAACAUCUAUUAAAUCGAUUUUCUUUCUGGUGCCAAUGGUCCGAUAUGAUUAUCCGAGUUGACAAAUGCAGUACCUUUGGCAUUAAAAAAGCGAUCACAAAAUCAGUUCAGUACUUGCCAAAACUCCUCAUCAGCAAUCAACUAAUACCAAAAAUCACCAUUGGAGAAUCAUUUCAAUAUUUAGGACGUUACUUUGAUUUCCACAUGUCGAAUGAUAAUCACAAAACUGAACUAACCACCCUACUUAACGAACUAAUGUCUGAUAUUGACUCAAAGCCACUACACCCCAAAACUAAACUGCUCCUCUACAGUCGCUACGUCUUGUCCAAGUUAGCCUGGCACUUCACCGUCGCAACACUCUCUAAAACAUGGGUUACUGAAAAUAUCGACUCUAUUGCCAACAAAUAUAUCCGCAGAUGGCUUGAA
Paramuricea clavata is the source of this 567-nucleotide messenger RNA. NCBI's taxonomy places the organism in Eukaryota, Metazoa, Cnidaria, Anthozoa, Malacalcyonacea, Plexauridae. The record is from the annotation of a GenBank genome assembly.